CAGAAUCUGCUGCGGGGGAGCCUUUUGUUGAGCUCGCUUUUCUCGUUUUCUCUUUUUUUCUUCCAGUCCGAAACACAAGAGGAUGUAAACGGGUCGUUGCGCUAGCCAAGCCGAACUAAGCGACUGAUAAGCUUAUGACGAGUGCUUCGGAUCGGGAGCCCAGCUUCUCAGCGGUGUGCACUGCAAAAUGCGAGCAGGCAAGCAAUAGCGUGACUGUGGGGCAGGUACGAGUGGGUGAGCGGUGCGCGAUGCGACGACGGCUUUGUACCUUGCUUGCUUUUAAAGACGGCGUGCCUGGUACGCGUGCGACCCAACUUCCCGUUCCCUGUUCCUCAGUCUGCAUCCUUUGUUUGACGACUGGAGAUGCCGUGGCCGAAUAUGCGUCGAACUACAAUUGCCCUUUUGGCGACGACUGCACGCCUGGCCUGGGGCUCGACUAGUAGCGAGCAUGAUCAGUUCAAGGAUGUCCACUGGGACGACGAUAACUGGGUGCUGUCGACACCGAAUCUAGACCAAGGACACUACCAAUCGCGCUUGUCGCUGGCAAACGGCUAUUUUGGCAUCAAUGUUGCGGCGGUAGGCCCGUUCUUCGAAGUCGAUGAACCGGUCGAUGGAGAUAAUAUCAUUGGGUGGCCGCUCUUCAGCAGACGGCAGGCCUUCUCUACUAUCGCAGGAUUCUACAAUAGCCAGCCACGGACGAAUGGCUCCAAUUACCCCUGGCUGUAUCAGUAUGGCUGGGAGAGCUUUGUCGCUGGUAUUCCACACUGGAGUGGGCUCCUUGUUGAGGCAAACGGCGAGUUGCUGAAUGCUUCAGUCAACCCAGAGCAUAUUUCAGACUUCAUCACAAGUCUAGAUGUCAAAGCUGGCAUUGCUAGCUGGAGGUACAACUGGAAACCUGGAGGUUCUGGAGACGGUACCAUCGAUGUGGACUACCAGCUGUACAUUCACAAGCUCUACGUUAACAAAGCUGCGGUGCGGCUACGACUCACAGCGAGCCGCGAUCUCAAUGUUACGGUCUACGAUGUCUUGGAUGGCGACUGCGCUGUACGUUCUGACUUUGUGGAGAAGAAGUAUGAGGAGGAUACCCCAACUAUCUUCACUGCCGUCAAUCCGGGAAACAUCACCAACGUCACAGCAUAUAUCUACUCGACGCUAAGUGCCGAUGACUGGGUAGAUCUGGGUACGCGCAGCCAAGUCCGAGAAGGCUUCUUCAGUGGCGGCAACGGUUCGACUAUUGCGCAAUCUGUUCAAGUCGAACUAACAGCAUUCCGCCCGACUGAAAUCAACAAGUUUGUUGGAAUUGCAUCCACCGAUGCGUUUCCAGACCCGCAAGAUGUCGCAAAGACUGCCUCGGUCUCGGGAGCUAAAGAGGGUUACUACAAGCUCCUUCAUUUACACAUCGAAGAGUGGGAGUCUAUUUUGACACCGGAUUCGGUAGAUGACUACCACCUGCCAAACGGUUCCCUGCCAAACGAUCCGGAUGUCCUAGAGCUUCACAUUCUAGCACGCACGAACCCUUUCUACCUGCUGUCGAAUAUGGUCGGGCCCAACGCUGUGGCUGCAGCGGGAAAUAACACGCGGCUAGAUACUAACAGUGUGCCUGUCUGUGGACUUGGUUCGGACUGCUAUGCUGGCAUGAUAUUCUGGGAUGCCGACGUCUGGAUGGCGCCGGGUGUACAAGUGUCGCACCCGGAACAUGCCCAGAACAUCAUCAAAUACCGGGUAGCGCACUUCGAUCAAGCGCAGAAGAACGUCGAGACAGCUUACCAAUCGAGCAAGAACCAGACUGGCAGGUUCACUCCUGGUGGAGCAGUAUACCCAUGGACUAGCGCACGCUUCGGCAAUUGUACUGGAACUGGAGCGUGCUUCGAUUACGAGUAUCAUCUAAAUGGGGAUAUAAGCCUCGCUUUUAAUAACCAUCUCAUCAUCACUGGAGAUGGCGACUACUUCAAGGAGACGCUACUUCCCAUUUCGAACGCCAUCGCCCACUUUUUCGGACAACUACUAGACUUCAACGAGACAUCCAAGGCCUACGAGCUCUUCAACGCGACCGAUCCCGAUGAGUAUGCUAACCAAGUCAACAAUGUGGGGUUUACUACUGCACUUAUUCAGAAACACUUUCUCGAGACGAAUGAGUUCAACGCUUGGUUCGGUCUCGCGCAGAACGCUAGCUGGGGCGAAAAGUCUUCGCAGAUGCGACUACCUAUCAACGAAAACGCCGGCAUCAUCGUCGAGUACACAGGCAUGAAUGGCUCAGUCGAAGUCAAGCAGGCGGAUGUUGUGCUCGUCGAUGAUCUCCUGCAUUAUCCGAACCCUUACAGUCUGGCUAAUCUCGACUAUUAUGCUGCGAAGCAAUCGCUCGAUGGACCUGCGAUGACGUACUCGUCAUUUGCUGUUGUAGCCAACGAGGUGUCCCCCUCGGGUUGCUCUAGUUUCACAUACGACAUCUACUCCUCGUCGCCGUACGUGAGGGCGCCAUGGUACCAGUACUCUGAACAGCUCAUCGACGACGUCAAAGAGAACGGAGGAACGCAUCCUGCAUUCCCGUUCUUGACGGGUAUGGGCGGAACAAAUCGUGUCGCCAUCUUCGGGUACCUGGGCUUGGGAUUGUACUACGAUAAACUCGAUAUCGAUCCAUCGCUGCCCCCGCAAAUCGAGUAUCUGAACUACCGCACCUUCUACUGGCAAGGACAUGGCAUCAACGCGACUUCGAAUGCUACACACACAACUCUAAUUCGACUACCUCGCGAAAACUACACUCUCCCCUCGGCAAAUGUAACCUACUUCGACAAGCCAAUCCCCGUGACAGUCGGCACCCGCAGCAACCGCAACAACGGGACCUUCUCGCUCGGAGACGCACCACUAGUCAUCCCCAACCGCCCAAUGGGCCAGACCCUCACCGUCGCCGGCAACAUCCUCCAAUGCGGCACUCUCCUGCCCCCACCGCAGGGCAACAAACCAGGCCAAUUCCCCCUCGCCGCCAUCGACGGCGCAGCCAGCACAAAAUGGCAGCCCGAACUCUCAAACGUGACAAGCUACCUCACCGUCGACCUGGGAAACACCUCCUUCUACCCCAUUACAAAGCUCAGCAUGGACUGGGGCGCACAGCCUCCUUCGCACUUUGAUAUCCUCUUCUCUAAUUCCUCCCUGCCGCCGUUCUCUAGUUCUUCAUCGGAUAAUGUGCGUAAUGUUAUUUCCGGCGACGUACAGAUUAGUUCGCCGUGGGACCCUGUUACUGCGUUUGAGAUCAAGACGUAUGUGGGUAACCAGACGAAUAUUACGCUGGAAGAGGGUGUGUGGAGUGGGCGGUUUGCGCAUUUGGGGAUUCGUGGGAAUCUGGUUGGGAAGGAUGUGACUGAGGGGGGCACGGUGGCGGAGUGGAAUUUGAUUAGGGAGGGGUUUUGAGAAAUCUGGGUUGUGUGAGGAUGUAGGGGUGUUGGAUGUGUAGGUAUGAUUAGCUGUGUAAUGAGUAAUGAUUUCAAAGGUUCUUUGAAGAUGGUAGCGGGUGGGAUUGUGAUGUUUGGGCUUUCUUACCGAGUCAGUAAGGCAGUCUUGACUUCAAUCUAUCAAGCAUGGAGCAAUUCAUUGCAUCUACCAUCCGUCUGUUUGUAGGCUUUUAGCAACAACCUCUCUCUUAACAAAGCCAUUCCUUCGC
Molecule: messenger RNA, 3655 nt
Organism: Cucurbitaria berberidis CBS 394.84
Lineage: Eukaryota; Fungi; Ascomycota; Dothideomycetes; Pleosporales; Cucurbitariaceae
Product: carbohydrate-binding module family 32 protein
Exons: 1
Coding region: 379-3405 (1008 amino acids)
Biological process (GO): trehalose catabolic process
Cellular component (GO): fungal-type cell wall
Molecular function (GO): carbohydrate binding; alpha,alpha-trehalase activity
Source: RefSeq, a predicted model, not a curated record